CAUGCACGUACAGCAUAAACUAUGCAGCUGGUUCAGUUAUAAGAGUUGCUGAUUGACCUUUGAUCCUUAAUCACUGCCUCCAAUGAUGGUAAAAAGCAAGAUUGCCCUUGCUGCUAAGAGAUCCAUCAUACCAGUGAUCCUAGUUCUGUUACUACUUGGAAGUGUUGGUAUACUAAUAGUUCCCAUUAUACUCUACUUCACAGAGAGACAUAGCAAAAGAACUAAUUUGAUAAACACUGGACCAAGCACCAGUGCUUUAAACUGCAGUGAAGACUUUUACUACAAUGCUGAAUUUGGAGUCUGUUAUCCCAUUUGCAGUCGAUGGAGUCAUUAUAGUAAUAAAAAUGCUUUGUUACUGCUCUCAGGAUUGGUAGCUGGGUUCGAUUUAAUCAUUUCCUCUAUAACUUUUAUCAUUGCUGGAUUUCGUUACAAAAUAAUAUGCAAGUUCCCAACUGUAUUUGUUCUCUAUGCUGCAAUUACAUACUGCUUUGAAGAUAUCAUAUUUUACAUUUCAUCUGUUGCCAAUGAGCAGUUAUUCUGCAAUUCUGAAGACGACCUUUUCUCUACUCUUAAUGAAUCAACAACCUUUUGUACUAUAUCUGGUAAGUAUUGA
Messenger RNA from Amphimedon queenslandica, 613 nucleotides. RefSeq lists its product as uncharacterized. The record is from RefSeq and is a predicted model, not a curated record. NCBI's taxonomy places the organism in Eukaryota, Metazoa, Porifera, Demospongiae, Haplosclerida, Niphatidae. The transcript has 4 exons. The coding region runs from base 83 to 613 and encodes 176 amino acids.